Messenger RNA from Scaptodrosophila lebanonensis, 2423 nucleotides. RefSeq names its product head-specific guanylate cyclase (gene Gycalpha99B). The transcript has 4 exons. Gene Ontology annotation, cellular component: guanylate cyclase complex, soluble. Gene Ontology annotation, biological process: cGMP biosynthetic process; response to oxygen levels. Gene Ontology annotation, molecular function: guanylate cyclase activity; heme binding. The record is from RefSeq and is a predicted model, not a curated record. NCBI's taxonomy places the organism in Eukaryota, Metazoa, Arthropoda, Insecta, Diptera, Drosophilidae. The coding region runs from base 261 to 2288 and encodes 675 amino acids.
AGACUCAAAUUCUGAUACAGACACACAAGUUGAACUUGAGCAAAAUUUGCCAUACCAUAUGAUUCUGACAACGGUGUAGCUCUCUGUUUAAAACGAACUGUACAACCAACUUUUUACAAUUUGUAGCUGUACUUAUUGUACACAUAGAUAUAGAGUAUUUCAACGUCGCGGCACCCAACCUUAGUAUUUCCACUAGUUUGCAAUAGAUUGAUCUGUUUACACUGAUAUCGGCAGUCGCAAUACUCACGGCCACACACAACAUGGCAUGUCCGUUCUUUCGUCGCGCCGACUCGCUAACACGCCAGCCAUCGGUUAUUGUCGAACCGGGUACGCAUUGGACCCUGGAAGAUGAGGAGUUGGCCGACGAUGCUCUUACCUUGACGCACUUGCAGAUGGCUAUACAGCUACUGACGGCGCCUUCAAAUGAUGAUCUCAACACGGCUGUAAACUCCCUAGUAACCAAAUAUCGCCAGAGCUGGCCCAAUAUACAUAAACUCAAACUUGAUCCCAACACCUUCAAGAGCUAUUCUAAUUAUGACUAUUUGGGGGACAUUCAGGAGCUACUUCUAGAAAUGGAUGAGGCCAGUGCCAGUGAGAUUCUUGUGCUGUUAGGUGAAGAAUUAAUCACCUGCUGUUGCACAGGCAUUAUAGAACGCGCCUUUCGCUGUUUGGGCACGGAUUUACAGGAGUUUCUAGGUUCUUUAGAUGGUGUCUACGAUGUGCUCAAGUUACAAGAGGAUGAUGUUACCGAUACAGGCUUUGUGUGCGCAGGAGAGGGUGAGUUGAUCUUUACCUCGGAGCGUCCAGUCAUAGCAUGGCUUCUCUUGGGAUCGCUUAAGGCGUUAACACGCAUGCUUUAUAAAGUGGACGUCAACAUUAAAAUUGAGCCGGUGGAGGGCGAUGCACGACGCUACCGUUAUCUCUUCUCGCUAGUAAAAGACAGCUCCGCUUCGUUGUUAGAGCGGAUUGUGGGUGCACCUGCUAAGCUACACGAGACAGUGCAGCGUAGCAGCUCGAGCAAUGCUGCCGACUUGGCCAUAAGUUCGGCGAGUUUUUGCAAAAUGUUUCCGUGGCAUUUUAUCAUGAACGAAAAGUUGGAGCUGGUGCAACUAGGACGAGGCUUCAGUAAGUUAUAUAAGCCGUAUUUGGCUGACUUUGGAUGCUUGGCUACUACGUAUUUUGACUUCAAGAGGCCCAAGGGCUUAAAUAUGAAAUUUCGGGACAUCGUGCGACGUACCUAUACACCCUUUUUGAUCGGUCUAAAUAGUCCUCCAGGUGUACAGGACUUCUCGGCAAUUGGACUGGAGAUAAAAGGACAGAUGGUACACUGCCCGGAAUCGAACUCACUUCUGUUUAUUGGUUCACCUUUUCUGGAUGGUUUAGAUGGCCUAACAUGUAACGGACUUUUCAUCUCGGACAUUCCGCUGCACGAUGCAACGCGAGAGGUGAUUCUUGUGGGCGAGCAGGCACGAGCCCAAGAUGGAUUGCGUCGACGAAUGGAUAAGUUGAAGAGUAGCAUUGAAGAGGCCAACUCGGCAGUAACCAAGGAGCGCAAAAAAAAUGUAAGCUUGUUGCACUUGAUAUUUCCAGCCGAGAUUGCAGAGCGAUUGUGGCUUGGUGCAAGUAUUGAUGCGAAGACCUAUCCGGAUGUGACUAUUCUCUUCUCCGAUAUUGUCGGCUUCACAAGCAUUUGUUCGCGUGCAACACCAUUUAUGGUAAUCAGCAUGUUGGAGGGAUUGUAUAAGGAUUUUGACGAGUUCUGCGACUUUUUUGAUGUAUACAAAGUUGAAACCAUUGGUGAUGCCUACUGUGUAGCUAGCGGCCUCCAUCGCGCAUCGAUAUACGACGCCCACAAAGUGGCUUGGAUGGCUCUUAAAAUGAUUGAUGCCUGCUCAAAGCACAUCACACACGAUGGUGAGCAAAUCAAAAUGCGAAUUGGCCUACAUACAGGAACGGUACUAGCGGGCGUGGUGGGGCGAAAAAUGCCCAGGUACUGUCUUUUUGGACACAACGUGACUAUCGCCAACAAGUUCGAAUCUGGUAGCGAAGCGUUGAAGAUUAACGUCAGCCCAACAACCAAAAACUGGUUAACCAAGCAUGAGGGAUUUGAUUUUGAUCUUCAGCCGCGUGAUCCAUCGUGUCUGCCCAAGGAAUUUCCAAAAUCGAAUGGCGGUGGCACGUGCUACUUCCUAGAAGGAUAUCGUAAUCCCGUGCUGGACAGUAGCUUGCCUCUGGUUGAGCACAUAAACGCAGCCAUGAAGAGGAUAUCCGAAGGCGGUAACGCCUAAGCAUCGAUCGCUAGCAUGGACUAGACACGCGACGUGCACCUAUAUAUUUUGAAUUUAGGAAUUAACUAGUCAAAUUUUGUGUCACUCCCCGCUUUUAGCAUAUGUAUGUGUGUGUUACCAUUAAAUAAAAUUUUC